Photinus pyralis (common eastern firefly) is the source of this 733-nucleotide messenger RNA. RefSeq lists its product as uncharacterized. The coding region runs from base 95 to 535 and encodes 146 amino acids. Lineage: Eukaryota; Metazoa; Arthropoda; Insecta; Coleoptera; Lampyridae. The transcript is spliced from 3 exons. The record is from RefSeq and is a predicted model, not a curated record. Gene Ontology annotation, biological process: positive regulation of voltage-gated potassium channel activity; sleep; regulation of synaptic transmission, cholinergic.
UUUCAUGAGUAAUUCGGUCACGUGAUGUUUAUUUGCAUCGAUUUGUACGUUAAGGUUUUUUAAAGAACUCUUUUAAUGUAACUACCCCAAUAAGAUGGAUUUUAGCUUAAAACUGUUAAUAUUAAUCACCGCCCUUAUUUUAAUAUUUACCACACAGUUAAGUAGGACCAUUAAAUGUUGGGAUUGCAGAAGCGAUAUCGACCCGAGGUGUGCGGAUCCCUUCGAUAACCGUACGUUUUCGAUGACGUUCUGUCCAAGCGUCGAGUCGCAGUUCUUCGUCGGCAUGGAGGCGACACUGUGCCGAAAGAUCAGGCAGAAAGUGCACGGUGUCUGGAAGUACUUUCGGAGCUGCGCCUUUUUGGGAGAGCCCGGUAUUGCCGGCGACGAGAGGUUUUGCUUGAUGAGAACCGGGACUUAUAAUAUUUUCAUGGAGUAUUGCACUUGUAAUAGUAAAGAUGGUUGCAAUUCGUCCAGUAGGUUGAAGAUGUCCUCUUUGUUAAUUGUCUUGGUUCUCCCCAUUAUUUUACUCAAUUAAUGGGGCCUGGUGGUGUUUUAAAUAUGUACAAAUCUUUGAAGAAGCCGGUAACAAGUGUCUAAUUAAGACUGCAACUGUUUUAAACAAGAAGCAAUUAGUAUUAUGUACCUAGGCUUAAGAUAGAAUCUCUAUUGAUGUUAAUUGAGUCCGUCCUUUUUCUACUUUACAAUUUUUAAUAAAGAAAUUUUACAUGCUGUC